CUGCGGUCACACUGGUUGUUGCUGGUGGAGCAGAAGCGCUCAAAGAAAUGAAAACAAAAAUAUGGAGCAGCACAAGAGUCGCCUGGGGUACACCCUCGGCAUGCUUAGCCUGUUCCUCCUCGGAGCCGUGCUCUUUCUGAUCGGCUUCUUUCCGGCAUCCUACUCGGCGGCGGAGAAGGACAGCACAGUACCCGAGGGCCGGCCCACCACAUUGCACGGCGUAAAAUUGGAGCCACCACCACCUGCCUACGAUUCCUUUAUUCUGUUCCUGGUCGACGCACUGCGAAACGACUUUCCGGAUGCAACGUCCAUGCCGGUGGCACAUUCCAGGGCCUGUGAAAGGCUCACCCUUCAUGUGGACAUACCGACGGUGACGAUGCCACGCCUAAAGAGUAUCACCACCGGAACUCUGUCCAACUUCAUCGAUAUAGCCCUCAACGUGGGGCACACCGAGCAAGUGGAAGACUCGGUACUGCAUCGAUUAAAGCAGCGGAAUCGAGUAGUGUCCUUCGCCGGUGACCACACCUGGGUGAAUCUUUUUCCCAGCGAGUUUACGCGACGUGCGGAGAACAACGAUUCGUUUUUUGUCAACGAUUUCUACGAAGGCGAUAGAAAUGUGACUAAAGUACUGGAAUCCGAACUGGACAAGAGUGACUGGUCGCUGCUGAUUCUGCACUAUCUGGGACUGGACCACAUUGGUCAUGUCGAGGGAAAUGCCAGCCCAAGGAUUGCCCUCAAGCUGAAGGAAAUGGAUGAGGCGGUGCAGAAGAUACUGGAGCAUAAGAGCCUUCCCAACUAUCUGCUGAUGCUAACUGGUGAUCAUGGCAUGGCCGAUGGCGGAGGACAUGGCGGCAAUACGCCGGCCGAAACUCUGGUACCGCUAUAUCUCUACUCAAAGAACUGCAGCAAGGCCAUAUCCAGCACAAAAACCUACAAUCAAAUCGACCUGGCUCCCACUCUCUCCGUACUACUGUCCGUGGAGAUACCCACGCCGUCUAUCGGCAGCCUGAUACCAGAGAUGCUGCAAUCGCUGUCCCUGGAACACCAAUUGUACGCCUACUUCUACAAUGCCCAUCACCUGCUCAACAAGGCCCGGGUGAAGUUCGGCCACGACAGGGUGCAAUGGAGUGAUUACUACACCUGGUAUCAGAACGCCACAUUGGUCCACAAAAAGCUGCUCUUUCAUAUGAGAGAUGGAGACGGAAGUGGAGCUAGCCAGGUGCUGUACCAUAAUGCCAAACUGAAUUACAUGCGGGUUGCACGAGUGAUUUCCGGUCUGCUCUCCGAGUCACUGGUGAAGUUUGACUACGGAUUUAUAGCCCUGGGUCUCACAUUGACUACGGCGGCAUCGCUGCACAUGGUGAUCAGCGUCCUGUACCUGGAUUUGACCGAACAGCUCCACCUGGACAGUUUGAACGUGGGUCAGCUGGUUGUUUCCGUGAUUGCGGCUGUUCUCGUCAAUAUGACUAGUCAUGCGUUGGACAUUAUUCGGACGAGCUCCUGGCUGCAAAGCUUCAUGCUAUUGAUUCCCCUGGCCAUCUCCGUUUAUCUGACAAUCGAUGUGGCGCAGGCGCUGCUCAAGAUUGCCUUGCCACCGAUAUAUACGCGUCGCCUUAAGUUGUCCAUUCCACUACCGCUACCUCUGCUUGCCUGUUUUGCUAUUCGCACAUUGACACUAGGCUCCUCCUCGUUCAUUGAGUUCGAAUACAAGACGUGGUAUUACCUGGGCAACACCCUUAUCCUGCUGACAGCCUUCAGGACCCUGCGUCGACGGAUCACCAAGACCAAUGUGGAGUUGGACGGACGGCAUUUGUAUACGAUUGCCUCGACGUGUCUGUGGCAGAUGAGGAAGGUGUUUGUGAUGCUGAUGAUGCUCACCCUUAUGCGCUACAUCCACCGGCUGCAGGCCAUCCGGAGCACCAUUAUGAUAUUCUCACUGUUGCUGUUGUGGGCUCGCCUGCAUCGCCACAGCGCAAGCUGGAUGCAGUCGGUGGCCAGUGGAGCGGCUUUGUGUAUGGUCUACUGCUUUCGUGGGCUCAAUGGCCAGGUGCACUUCAUCGAACUGGCACCGUAUCUGGCCUCCAAAUUGAUGGUGCCCACGUUGGUGAUCUUCUGGUGCUGCCUGGCGCUGGUUCUAGGGCUGGGCUAUCGGGAAGCCUUGCCUCAAACCCAUCCGACCUUGGGCACGAGAAGCGUGUUGCUUCAACUGCUUCAGACUAACCUGUCCAGCUCCCUGCUGUUGGCUGCUCUUCUGCAAAAGGUGCAGAACAUACUACUGCUUCCCGUCCUUCUUGUGGCCUUGCAGCAAACCUACAAGCUGUGCGAUGUCUUUGGGACCAGCGCCCGCAAGUUUUCGGUGCGCUUGGUGCACGUGUACAAGAUCAUCAUGACGGUAUUCUUGGCCAGAAUGUUUUACUUCUAUCAGGGCAACUCGAACAGCCUGUCCACCAUUGACCUGACACCCGGUUACAUAGGGCAGACCAGUUACAACCCCGUCAUCGUGGGCCUCUUCGUCACCCUAAACACGUAUGGAGCGGAGAUACACGCAUUCCUCUAUUUGAUUGUCCACACUUUACGCUCGGAUCUGCGUAGCGUGGGAAUCAUGCAGCUACAGCCACCCUAUUCCAUCGCCGCUGACUCGCUAAUAGCUCCGCUCUACGCUGCACUCAUCAUGCUGCCGGCGGCCUUCUACCUCUGCCUGAUGGUUGGCUUUCGCUACCACCUCUUCAUCUAUUCCGUCUUUUCGCCGAAGGCUUUGUACGACUGUUACACUGUACUGGUAUUCUAUUUGGUGUUUUUAGUAACGAGUUUGUACUUUAAAUUGUUUAAAAAUGACGCUUAAAAUAGGAAUUAAUUUAAGAACGCUUAAGGCUAAUACAAUAUAUAGAAAUUGAUCGAUUGAGCUACAGA
This is a messenger RNA of Drosophila serrata, 2910 nucleotides long. It is a transcript of the gene PIG-G, whose product is annotated as phosphatidylinositol glycan anchor biosynthesis class G. Lineage: Eukaryota; Metazoa; Arthropoda; Insecta; Diptera; Drosophilidae. Gene Ontology annotation, biological process: GPI anchor biosynthetic process. Gene Ontology annotation, cellular component: endoplasmic reticulum membrane. The record is from RefSeq and is a predicted model, not a curated record. Gene Ontology annotation, molecular function: metal ion binding.